CGGAACCCAGGAAACGCCACCUCCACCACCUCGUUCUAGAGGUUAUUUUUCUCGCAAUGUAAUGCUUCUGGACACAUCUAACGACGUGGAGAUGCAGGGCCCCCCACGCACCACUACAAAGCAGGCCAUCAUUCAGCAGGGGAGGUUGGUAAACGGCGUUCGUUUCAGGACGGAGAUGAGCGGGCAGGACCUGGAGGACGUGAUUAGAAGGGCCAUGCGUCACACGCAGCUACCUCUCAACGGACGGCUGACCAUCCACUCUUCUGAACCGAGCGGAUGGCGGUUUCAGCGGGCAGAACCCCUGGUGUCUAUAGAUGGGGAGGACUUGAGAACCCGUUUGAGUCAGGCCUCCCAGAUAUGCUAUAUAAGUCACAGAGAGUCUGCAGAGACAGCGACACCAUCCGCUAGAGCAAACCAAGAGGGUACAGGGCGUUCGUCGGUUUUCGAUUUUGAAGACAACGAAAUGGCGGAUGAGGAGGUCGAAAUGAUAGAUGUGGAGGAGAUCCCCGAUCCUGGCAGCCCUGGAAGGAACGCCUCAGUGGCCAGCCCUGGAAGGGACUCCUUGGCUAGCCGUGGAAGAGACUCCUUGGCUAGCCGUGGAAGAGACUCCUUGGCAAGCCCUGGGAGGGACUCCUUACCCAGCCCUGGGAGGGACUCCUUACCCAGCCCUGGGAGGGACUCCUUACCCAGCCCUGGGAGGGACUCCUUACCCAGCCCUGGGAGGGACUCCUUACCUAGCCCUGGGAGGGACUCAUUCACCUUGUCCAUCCCUGGAAGGAACCACUUGGCUAGUGCUGAUGACGUCCUUGUGACAACUACGCCACGUGCGAACGUUGACAUGGAAGUGGGUUCGCUCCGGACCAACGAAGAUUUCACGGAGCUGGUGGCCGGCACGUAUGAUCCCUUUGCUGGCCACUUUUACCAGACAAUGCGUGUCGUGGCCAACCUACCUGCCACGAGCCUGAGCUCUGUUUACAAUACACCGAUACUGACCACUGAGUUCAGAGUGGCGCAGGCCCAAGCAGUUGCCGACACUCGGAUAUUGCUGGUGGCACUAGCAGUGCCAUCAGCAGGCAGUGCUAUUAUAAGCCUGAUGCUGGAUCCGGAAUUCCAGCAACGAGUUAGGAACACUGCAUACUUGUGGGUGGCGGAGCCACGAUCAAGCCAGGGAAAUUCGGCUCGCACAGAGCUGGACCUGGCAGGCUAUGGCGCCGACAACAUUCUGGCUGUGUGCAUCCCCGGUCAGACCUCUCGGCUACGCCGACUGGGAGUGUUUGAAGAACGCCUCCUGACCACACGUGCCUUUUCAGACAUGAUGGACCUGGCCGAGGAAGCUUUGACCGGUGUCAGGCAAGAGAGGGAACAGCUUCGCCAGUGGAGGGCUUUAAGGCAAGCUCAGGAUGAGGAGUUUCGCCAAGCAGAAGAACAAGGCGCAACUGACCGUGUGAGAGAAGUGGAGCACGCGGAAAGAGGCUCCACGCCGGAAGAGAAACAGAUCGCUGACAGCCUCAUACCACAGAACCAGGAAACUGAGUACGAGACCUGGCUUACCCCCGCUGAACAUAUCCAGGCUCGGUGGGGUAGCUCUGCUCUGCGGCAAGUGCAAGCAGAAGAACAAGGCGCAACUGACCGUGUGAGAGAAGUGGAGCACGCGGAAAGAGGCUCCACGCCGGAAGAGAAACAGAUCGCUGACAGCCUCAUACCACAGAACCAGGAAACUGAGUACGAGACCUGGCUUACCCCCGCUGAACAUACUAGGGCUUGGUGGGCUAGCUCUGCUCUGCGGCAAGUGGCGGUGAGCUACGAGAGCGAAGAUGAGGUCAGUGAAGUCUCCUUCCCCCAAGCUGGUGAUCGGGACAAUGGAUCAGUGACAAGCACCGACACCGUCCCUAUCGAAGAACUGACACAAGAUGAACCAGACGAAAAGUGACCGCGUUCACCCGUUAGAACAUGUGACAUGAGAACAAGUAACAAGUACUGUACAUUGUAAGGGAGGGGAACAACUUGUCAUAUCUUUGCUUUGUUUUAUUACAAAUGUACUGUUGACUUGUAAGUGGGGCAGAAAUACUUAGAUUGUAAUAGUUUUGUUUUUAAAUAUGUUUUGUAACCUUUGAUGUGUAUUAGGGUAAAACAGGCCCUCAUAAGUGUGAGGCAUGGAGUCUGUCAAUGCAACAGCUAAUCUUUAUGUAAAUGCAAGUUCCUUCGAUGACCAAGUUCGCAAGUUCGUACCAAGCCUGGAUGCAAAUCAUGUUGCUUUAAUCUACCUGUACAUCAAAGAGAAGCCAUGUAGGUGAUACGUUACAUAGAAGUGUUAGGCCCACCUUCCUUUUCUGAAACUGUCUAUUGUCUGUGUCUGUGAUUCUGUAAUAAAGACGCCAGGAGUUGUUGGGUUGGGAACAGUUGGACAGAGGCUUCGGUCAGAGAAGGAAGCAGAGAGAGUGCCCAACUCACAGCUCCCGUGCGUGUCAAUGGCAUUACCUGUGUCUUGUGUGUGUUUCUUAGUCCCGUUGUUUAAUAGUUCCUCGUGCAGCAUUCUAAAAGAACCUGGGGCCACAACAUCGGCCCCACCACUUCUUACAGACUCAUGUUGUGCAUUUCGAACAAAGACAAGUUUUGUGACAUGAGAACAAGUAACAAGUACUGUACAUUGUAAGGGAGGGGAACAACUUGUCAUAUCUUUGCUUUGUUUUAUUACAAAUGUACUGUUGACUUAUGUUGUGCAUUUCGAACAAAGACAAGUUU
Branchiostoma floridae (Florida lancelet) is the source of this 2742-nucleotide messenger RNA. RefSeq lists its product as uncharacterized. The record is from RefSeq and is a predicted model, not a curated record. NCBI's taxonomy places the organism in Eukaryota, Metazoa, Chordata, Leptocardii, Amphioxiformes, Branchiostomatidae. Bases 62 to 1930 code for a protein of 622 amino acids. The transcript is spliced from 17 exons.